UUGUGUGCCAACUGCCAAGAAAAACUCCAGAAGAAGAACGGAUUUCCGGCAAGCUUUUGUUUCAUCUGACUACAGAGUGCAGACGUACAAGCUAACGUUAGCGAUUUAAAGGAUUUUCAAAGCAAAAAGAAACCAUUCUAAGUUGGCGAACAAGACUACUUUCCUGACUGUUUCACAAGUAGAUUAUUACUCAUGGGAGGAAGUGAUGCUGGUAGCAGAACUAAGAGCAGACACAGAGAUGAGAGCAAAUCCAGAAGCUUGUCAUCAUCAAGUGCCAGGAGAUCCAGUCCAAGCCCUCAAAAGAGACAUGAACGCUCCUCUGACAGAAAAAAGAUGAAAAGGAGAAGUCCCUCCAGCUCUUCAUCAUCUUCCAGCUCCACUUCCCCAUCCAGAGAAAAAAAGAGCAAGAAAAAAAAGAAACGGAAAGAGGUUAAGAAACUGAAGCGUGAAAAGAAAAAGGAGAAAAAGGAAAAGAAGCGGCAAAAGAAGCUAGCAUUAAAAGCUGAAAGAGAAGCAGCUUCCGUAUCAAAUGCUGUUUCUGAUGAAACACCUCAAACAUACCUGAAGACCUGGCAGAUUGAAGAAGCUAAAGAACACGGCCCCGUCAUGACUGAUGAACAGAAGGCCAGUUUUUGCACCAAGAGACCAAUGACGAAGGAAGAAUAUGACACAACUCAAAGCAACAUCAUCAUAUUUAGCACAUUAAAUCCAAUUUUUACAAAUCCCGUUUCGAACCAGCUUGUAAGAGGUGACGGGGAAAUUUUAGAAGAAAUUGUCAGCAAGGAGCGGCACAAGGAAAUCAACAAGAAAGCCACUAAGGGAGAUGGUGAUGCCUUCCAGAACAGAUUGGGCAUCAAUAGGUAGCGAGGCUGAGGUGUCAAUUUUAAGACAAGUCCAUGCCAGUCCAAAACCUUCUCCUGCAUUUCUACAAGAAUUCAACCAUUUUCUUGCUUUCUUUUAUAUUCCUCCCCAUUGAAAAAAUGUCACAGAAAUGUGAUUCCAGAAUGACAUUUUGCCCUCAGAUAUUAAACAGGAACGAGUAAAUUCAAUACAUAAUCAUUGUCAAAGGUUACAGAGCUGAACAAUAUUUAGUUUUGGCAGAAAAUUCAUUGUUACAGUGCAAACAAAUGAGGCUAAUUAACCCCAUUCACUUCAACAAUGUUUACUAUUUGACUUUCUUCAAAGUCGAAGCAGGAAGAGUCUGUAUCUCGUUUAUCUGUUAAUGUAGAAAGACUUUCUUAAUGGCUAAUUUAUUUGUAAAGUCUGAUAGUAUUCAUUACCACUGAAGCUCAGCAUCUCUUAAAUAUCAACUGAUGGUAUUACAGAGGACUGCUGAAACAUCAAUAAAAUAUCUUUCUUAAACAUUA
This is a messenger RNA of Cyprinus carpio (common carp), 1367 nucleotides long. RefSeq names its product ADP-ribosylation factor-like 6 interacting protein 4 (gene arl6ip4). The record is from RefSeq and is a predicted model, not a curated record. Bases 193 to 864 code for a protein of 223 amino acids. NCBI's taxonomy places the organism in Eukaryota, Metazoa, Chordata, Actinopteri, Cypriniformes, Cyprinidae. The transcript has 6 exons.